Cadophora gregata is the source of this 2179-nucleotide messenger RNA. RefSeq lists its product as uncharacterized. NCBI's taxonomy places the organism in Eukaryota, Fungi, Ascomycota, Leotiomycetes, Helotiales, Ploettnerulaceae. The record is from RefSeq and is a predicted model, not a curated record. The transcript is spliced from 3 exons. Gene Ontology annotation, biological process: transmembrane transport. Gene Ontology annotation, molecular function: transmembrane transporter activity. Bases 578 to 1975 code for a protein of 465 amino acids.
CCUAUAACGAUUAUGUCUUCAUGCAAUGUGCGGAAAAAUUGAAGGAGUGCUCAAAAUGUCUAAAAAGAAAGGAAUGCCUCCUUCCUUGGCAGCAUUUUCAGACCAGACUUUCAGCAUCUCACGGCUUCUUUUCGCCCGCUUAGAUCAAGUGUUUACUUCUCGCUUGACCCUCUCAAUUGCUGGUUUCAGAAGCGGCUAUCCACUGUUCGUACCAGGGACUAGAACCGUCCACGACCGUAGCCAAGAUGUCCAAAGCGACACAGAAGAACACCAAUGUGGAUAUUUCGCCUGCUGGUAACACGGUCGUUGGGCUCCAGAGUCCGACUGAUGUUUCCGACGAUUCUCGCUCUCGUGGAAUUGCAAACAUAAUUAUGAUGGUGUGUCUGAUAAUGGCAGUAUCGCUUGUGGCAUCGAAUGCAACGAUCUUAGGAACCGCAUGUGUUGCUUUCAUACCCUGAUUUCAACGUCUGCGUGGACGCUGAUAAUAAAAUAGGCCAUUCCGUCCAUCACUUCGGAGUUCAAUACUGUACAAGACGUGGGAUGGUAUUCCGCGGCAUAUUUCAUUUCAAGCUGCACGAUGACACCUCUGACUGGUGUAUUGUAUCGGAUGUUCAAUAUCAAAGUCAUAUACUUGGGAUUCAUCGGUAUAUACGAACUUGGCUGUCUUGUAGCUGGAACCGCGCAAUCAUCAAGCGCCAUAAUUGUGGGAAGGGCAAUCUCAGGUAUUGGUAGUGGUGGUCUGAUCACCGGAACUACGACAAUAAUAGCCUCGACCGUGCCUUUGAGUAGGCGGGCUUUUGUUAUGGGUGUCGGCAUGGCGUGUCUCGCCUCCGGCCAAGCAGUCGGCCCUGUGCUGGGAGGAGUACUCACCACCGUGUCGUGGAGGUGGUGUUUCUAUAUAAAUCUACCUUUGGGUGGUGUGGUUGUCAUCGUGCUUGGUAUCUUCAUGAAACUACCUGUAAGCAGACUCACAACAACUGAGCUCACUGUCCUCCAAAGACUAAGAACUAUUGACAUUGUUGGAUUCUUCGGGUUUGCAACUGGUUGUGUUAUGUUGCUUCUUGGACUCGAGUGGGGAGGCGACAAAUAUCCAUGGAGUUCAGCCACAGUGGUCGGGCUUCUCUGUGGAGGAGGAGCUAUAUUUAUUGGUCUCCUUGGCUGGUUCAUCUACCAAGGUGAUGCCGCUUUGAUUCCACCACGACUGUCAAAAGACAGAAAAAACAUAGCCAUCGGCCUCACUGCAUUUGUGCAGUCAGGUGGCGUGUUUACAGCAGCUUAUUGGUUGCCGAUUUGGUUUCAGGCCGUCAAAAGUGCCUCACCCAUAUCAAGUGGGACUAUGAUACUGCCCUCUGUCAUCUCGCAACUCAUAGCAGGAGUGGCUUGUGGUGCAAUUGUACAGAAAACGGGAUACUACCUUCCUGAGGUGAUUGGAGGUAACUGUCUAAUUAUUGCAGGAGCAGCUCUGAUGUCCACAAUGCAGCCGGAUACAUCUGUGGGUCGGUGGAUCGGCUACCAGAUCUUGCUCGGAACUGGAAGAGGUUUCGUGAUGCAGUUGGUGAGGAUCUUUCUCUUCAAUCCUCGGCCAUUUCAGCGAUGUGGUUACAAUGCUGAUCCAUCAAAGUUGGUGACAGCCAUCCAAACAAAUCUUCCAGCUGAAGAUGCAUCUCUGGGAUCAGCUUAUGUUCUGUUCGCUCAAUACUUUGGAGGCGCAAUUUUCGCAGCCGCGACUAAAACGGUCUUCACAUCCUCAAUGAAGCCAGCAGUAGCGAAGUUCGCUCCAGGCCUUGAUUCAACGCUUCUGAUACGUUCUGGCGUCACUGAAUUGCACCAUAACGUCCCGGAGAAUUACCUGGAGGGAGCAAUUUUGGCUUAUAAUCAGUCCAUUAAUCAUGUCUUUGUAAGUAAGUACAUUAUUUGGGUAGAAAACAAAACUGAUACUAGAGCAUCAGUAUGUGCAACUUGCUGCGGCAUGUAGCGCUCUGCUCACAGGUUGCUUUGUAGGAUGGAGAAAGGUCAACUCAAGGGGCACUAGAGAGCAACAGGAAAGUAGUGAUCUAGAGAGUGCCGGAGUUGAGACUUCGGUCAAGAAAGAGGACGAAGAGAAAGCCAUACCGAAGGGCUAAUUAAUGACAAAUCAUUGGUAGUACUGUUGGUAUUUAGAGAAUAAUGAAGAUGUAAU